AUGGAGCAGGCGGCGAACUUGUUGCAGAGGGCGGCGAACAGCAACGCCGUUAUAAACACUCUUCUGGCGGGCAUCUUCGCUGUGUUGAGUGUACGAUCGGUGGAGCAGCAGCGUCAAAUCGAGGCAUUGGAGGCGGAGAAGGACUCGCUCGUCAAAGCAAACAAGGGUUUGAAGAAAACAGUUUGGGAUUGGAAGCAGCAGCUGUUUUAUGAGGCCGAGGCGAAUCCGCAAAAUGCUGUCGUUCCUCUCUCCACCCUCAAGGUCAUCUAUGGCGAAGCCACACCCGCCGCCCCUGUCAUUGCUGGUGGAGCUGGUAAGGGAGACGGGAAGUCACCUGCAUCAAAGAUUAUGAUCUGA
This is a messenger RNA of Fraxinus pennsylvanica, 357 nucleotides long. NCBI's taxonomy places the organism in Eukaryota, Viridiplantae, Streptophyta, Magnoliopsida, Lamiales, Oleaceae. The record is from the annotation of a GenBank genome assembly.